AGGAGGCCGAGUUAUUUAUGUAAAUGGAGAUAUUUAUCAGAUGUGACUGGUAUGGAGUAUAUCAGAUUUGUUCUCUGAUUUGUGGCCGGUUGACUGUGUUUCCAUAACUCCCCUGAUAAUGAUAGGUGAGAAGGAGAUGUUCACAUAUAUCCAAUAUCACAAGGGUCAGGGAAAACAGUAGGAGUCUAAUUAUACAGAAGACAGUGAACAGGUUCGUCACAGGGGUUCACGCACGCGACCAUGACUUCGCCAACGAAAAUUCUAGUCUGGUUAAAUUGGUACUCAUCUCGGCUGUUGGCGGCGUGAAAUAACACCUCUUGAUGGUAUGAUCAAGAGCAAGAAUUGUGCUAUAAAUUACAAGUGGAGAACAUUCCAGCAUUAUCUUUUACGAUCUCCGAGUGGUACAAAUGUGCACCAAUGUUCUGUACACCUGCGGAGUAUUGCAUGAUCUAAUGAGUUAAUAGUGAGCUUCACGAACAGUGUUACACGAUAUUCUAUAAAGUAACACCAACAAUAUCAUACACAAAUGCAAAUGGCGUGUUUUAUAAAAAAAAAUGUGUGAUUAAUGGUUUAUCACGUUAAGAAGUUUCACUUUUCCGCGCCUCAUAAAUAACGCCGAACUGACUACUCGUCUAUAGUAUCUACCUACCCGAGCGCGUUCAUCUGGAGCGGUCGCCCUGAGAACGAAUCCACCUUGACAAUUUCGGUAAGCUGAAUUAGCUGCACUUACCGUGAAAUGGACGGUGUUAAUGAGGCGGAUCCCUGCACAUUGCUAUUGAAAGCUUCCUGUGAGUGAAUGCACGGUGUAAUUAUCAGGAAACCCUUUCGGUGAUGUGGACUCCAACUUUUAGACUUCUUCUUGUACUGUUCGUUCUAGGUUUGAGUUACCAGGUAUACAGCCUCUGUAUUCCCCAAUGUACCAAUGGCGGGUCUUGUGAUGAAAACGUUUGUGUAUGUUUGUCGGGGAUACGGAGGAAAUUCCUGCGAGGAAGUUUUGGCUGCUACGACAUCAACGACAACGACGACAACAACAACAACGACGACGACAAAGAAACCUGCUCCACCGAAAGGCCACUGCUGACAGUCAAAGAAAUAGGACAACACCGGGAAUUUCUCAAGCAUCAACUUUGAGCUUUAACGGACUUUAGAAUGCAUUUUCAAAUCACCUCUCUGUUGACCAGAUAUAAAUCAUAAACACCUAUUUUACACAAGCAGCAACUGAAUCUACAAAUCCGUAUUUUUAUUAAAUAUUUUCCUUGUUUCCUGACA
Messenger RNA from Pecten maximus, 1269 nucleotides. RefSeq lists its product as uncharacterized. The record is from RefSeq and is a predicted model, not a curated record. The transcript is spliced from 6 exons. Bases 832 to 1131 code for a protein of 99 amino acids. NCBI's taxonomy places the organism in Eukaryota, Metazoa, Mollusca, Bivalvia, Pectinida, Pectinidae.